AUGCACUCACUCCCGGGGCCGACAGAUGAACAUGGGGCCCAAUCUCCCAAUUCACCCGAGGGACCUGCGAGCCCUACAUACUCCCUCGAGGAAUUGAGCCCGCCGCGCUACCAGGACAAAUUCUCUGGACGCGCGAGGCGAGCCCGCACCAGCGCCGACUAUGGCGAUCUCGAGCUAGGCAGUGUACCAUUACUACCAGCCGGGUACCCAGACGAGCUCCACGAUCUGGAUGACUCGGGCUCGGACUUUUUCGACUACGAGGAGCGGGACGAAUCCAGGCAGGACCCGCCGCUGUGCUGCACGUUCGCGCGCUUCUGCGCGUGGCUGCGCGGGCCGGUGCCACCCCACGUUUAUCACAUCAAGCCCUGGUUUCCGCGGUGGCAGUCUGCGCCGGCGCGCCUGGUCGAGCGGUGGGCUCCGCAGCGGCGAGUGAAAAUUGCUCUGCUUCUAGGUGGGCUGAUCUUUUGGAUUGCGGUGUUUUUUGCUUCGCUGCAAGCCUCCGUGGCCGGCCAGGAGGUUUUGGGAUAUGGGCAACCAGUCAAGCUGUCGUGUCACCAUCGCCUGUGGAGCAAUGCGACGGAUUGCGGUCUCAAUGGAGAUCUUUGCCUUCCGUUCGAUGAACAGUCGUUCGCUUUUAGCUGUCCGGCAGGCUGUGCUGCUGCGAUACUCCUAGAGCCGUACACCAUCGGCGACGAGGAGUAUAAUUAUCGACCUCUUGUUAUUGGAGGCAGACCCUUCAGGCUGGACGGCCUCAACAGUGGCAUCUACCGCGGCGACUCAUCCAUUUGUGCGUCCGCGCUGCAUGCAGGGAUGAUCAGCGACGCAAAGGGUGGUUGUGGCAUCCUGCAUCGACGUGGGGAGCGGAACAACUUCGAGAACUACACCAAGAAUGGCAUUGAGAGUAUCAAUUUCAAGCCCCAUUUCCCGAUGUCAUUCAUUCUGAGCCGACAGGCGUCUUCAUCGGGGCCGAGCGACGCGAAGCUGGUUGAGUGCCUUGACAUCCGGUGGUCACUCUUUGCGUUCACCCUCUGCGUGACAGCGGUCCUUUCAAUGACAGUGACCUCGGCGCCAGUCUUCUAUAGCGUCACUUUCUUCAUAGUCUGGUUCCAAGUCGCCAUGGCAUCCGACCCACCUGGUUCUGGGAGCUUCUAUGGCCUGUUGCAAGUUGGUCUGGGUCGUUUUCUCCCAGGCGCUUUCGUCGGCUUUGUGCUGUACUACUUCUGCGUGCGCAAGACUCUCGGCAACCUCGAGGCACACGCGGACAAAACCAUCCUGUGGCUGGGUGGCUGCUGGGUCGGUGCCCUGAAUACCGAUACCUUCGACCGCAUCCCCAUCUCCCGUCUCACACCCCACGACCUCAAACAGCAACCGGGCGCCGUCACGGCCCUGAUCAUCAUCAUAAGCAUUCUCAUCAUUGUCAUCUUCAUCCAAGCAUACGCCUUCCGCCGGGAGGGCCGUAUGCUGCCCAUGUUGGGUCUCUAUGGCAUCAUGUCAGCCGGCAUCAUCACGCUCAUUCUGGUACCAAACAUGAACCUCCGCAUCCACCACUAUAUCCUGGCACUCCUCUUACUCCCAGGCACAACGCUCCAAACCCGACCCAGCCUUUUAUUCCAGGGCAUCCUUGUCGGCUUGUUCAUCAACGGCAUCGCCCGCUGGGGCUUCGACUCUAUUCUCCAAACACCUGCAUCCCUCCUGGAUGGAGCUCGUUUGGGCACCACCCCACCCCCAGUCACUCCACCGCGCGUAGAAGACCAGAACCACCUUGUUUUCUCGUUCCCUGAAAUACCUUCGCAUGUCGAUGGCAUGGGCGUGAUCAUCAACGACGUGCUGCGAUACAAGGAGUUCAAGCCGAAAGGUGGCGGCUCUCUGCCGGAUUUCAGCUGGUCACGCCAGCACGACAACCAGCCCGAAUACUUCCGCCUUGGGUAUGUCCAUCUCAAUGCGUUGGGCGGGGUCUGGUAUGAGGAUUUCUCGGCUGCCUCGACGUGGGCUGUCGAUGGGAACUUUUUCUAUCCCACGUAG
Messenger RNA from Penicillium canariense, 2022 nucleotides. Its product is annotated as LCCL domain-containing protein. Lineage: Eukaryota; Fungi; Ascomycota; Eurotiomycetes; Eurotiales; Aspergillaceae. The transcript is spliced from 2 exons. The coding region runs from base 1 to 2022 and encodes 673 amino acids. The record is from RefSeq and is a predicted model, not a curated record.